UGGCGACCGCUGGGGGCCUGUCGGGAAGCCGCGUCUUGCGCUCAGCUGUGUUCUCCCUGCCGGACUUCACGUACGCAGGGGGUGGUAGAAACGCUUUUUCCUCGAGUGGGCGGCAGGGGUUCUAUCCGGAAAGGAGACGCUCGCUGUAUUCCAGGGAGCGUCGUCUCGCCGGUGGAAAAAAAUGAACUCCAACGUGGCGUACAACGCAGCGGCGGGUACUGCGCAAGCCGGAGUGCGGGACUACCAAGUGGGACCUGGACGAGAAUGACCCAGCAUGGACAAAGGCACUCUGAAUGCAGCUUUCAGCUGCUUAGAGGGCAUUUACACAAACCAGAAUGUGGGCAAGCAUGUGAGCGCCUUGUUGCAAGCUAGUCGAGGCUCAGCCUCCCAUUUUUUGCCUCCCUAUCCACUGUUUCCACCUCUUGCACCACCAUUGCCGGCAACCGAUGACUGUGCCAAAAAAGCCCACCCCCCUCAGCAACAGCAGCAGCUGCAGCAACCGCAGCAGCCACAGCAACAACAGCAUCAGCAACAUUCCAGGGUUCCCAGCUCGGGUACUUCAGCAAAGUCUGAGCGCAAGGCGAAGCGUGAUCCAGGAGCAUCAGCUAGUGAUGGCUGGGUUCAAGGGCAAGAAAAGUUCAGUUGGGAUGGCUCACCAGUGGCUGCCUACAAUCCGGCAACGAAGAUGUUCCGCUGUGUUGCGUGCAACACAUUGGGAUUUCUGUCAAGAAUUGCCGAGCACUACUUGGGAACACAUGUAAAUGCCAAGCAGGUGUUCCAGUGUCCGGAGUGCCCGUACAGCAGCGCUUGGUCUCGAUGUGUCCGACUCCAUUUGGGCAAGGUACAUGGCAUCCAGAAUGCCCCAGCAUCAUUGUGGCGUGACCAGCCUUUGCUCGAUGAAAUUAUGGGGUUGCUGCAGAACUUGAAAAAUUUGGCUGAGUCUUCUGGGGGUGCAGGGCUGGCUGCAGCGCCUGCCACUCCAGCUGUAGAUAAGCGCUACGUCUGUCCUCGCUGUCCCUAUGCUACCGACCGCAGAGACCUAUACCACCGACACGAGAACAUCCACAAGGAUGACAAGCCUUUCCACUGUUAUGUUUGCUUCAAGUUGUUCAACCGAGCCGACCACGUCAAGAAGCACUUUCUGCGCAUCCACAAGAACCACCCCUAUGACAUUGGCCUGAUUCGGCGCCAUCCGCCACGCUCAGCAACACACACAGGCCAUGGGCCCUCGGCCAGUGGCCAUCAUCACAGCAACAACGGCCAGUGGACACACCCUGCAGGGGCAGCUCGCCUUCCCCAGCCAUCCAACUGUGCUGGUCCAGCUGACUGUUCAAGGGCUCUGCCUGUGCCUACCAAUGGAUGCCCUGCGGGAGGUGCGCAGGCCUGGGGCUUCCAUGCUGGCAACGUGCCUGCUGUGUGCAGUAGCACUGGUCCCAAGGCCAUGGGCUGCCCCGCUGCCCUGCCCCAAGAGACGACGGCAAAAGGAAAGCGUGGGGGCUCGGGCAAAGCAGCAGCUACUGCCACAAGCGGAACUGCAGCAGCCAAGACAUUUGCCUGCGCCUACUGCCCCUGGCGUGGCGUAGAUGGCUGGUGCUUGCGGCGGCAUCUUAAUACGCACAUCAAGCCAUUCUCCUGCCCCUUUUGCGAGUACAAGGCAGCCCGGUCAGAGCGCCUGAACACGCAUGUGCUGAAGGUUCACGGGAAGCAUCUGUGCAACAAGUGCCACUUUGCGGGGGAGGACUCGAUUGCUCUGGAGCGCCAUGUCAAAGAGAACCACUUGAGCUCGAGCUUGAACGACAAGUCACGUAUGGGCUGCUCACUCUAUCCACCGUUUCCUGUACGACCACCGCACCCACCUAUUUCGCAGCCAGUGGACAAGUGCAAAAUUGAGCCCUGUGGAUGUUCAGUGCCCAAUGGCACUAGCGCUUGCACUUCCAAUUCAAAACCGCAGGUGGGACCAACUGAGCAGCGAGGGCUAGCAGACUGCGUGUCCCCGGGGCCUGCUCGUGGCCGGGAGGGUGGCUGCAGGGACGACCCCAACAGCCUGGCCACAGUGUUCCCUUACCGCUGCGUUGUGUGUGGCUUCUGCUCCUUCACUCAGGACACAAUGAUUGCACACAUGCGCCUCCACUCGGGUCAGACACUUCGCUGCCGAGCCAUGGAUGCAUGCUGUCAGUACAGCACCCCUUUCGAGGAUGUGCUGCGUAAGCACGUUUCCACAGAGCAUGCUGAUGACGAUGCAGUGGCACGGUGCCCACACUGUGGGAUGCCAUGCAGUAGUGCCAAGGUGCUGACGCGGCAUGCAGCAGAAAGUCACCACAACCUGGCGCUCAAGGUCCGCUGUGCUGACUGUGCAGUGAUGUUGUUGCGGCAUUUUGGACUGGUGGCCGAAGCAGACACUGCUGUCCGGGUGUUAGCAGCACCUGUGCUGCAGGUUCAGCGAUUGAAACAGUCUAGGAAACAACCCAAACCUCGAAAAGUAGUUGUCUGUUGCUCUGAUGGCUGUGGAAAGUCUCAGCUAGGCUCAGCAGCUCCACGACGUCGAAGAAAACUUCGUGCACCAUCACGUCUACCUUUAGGAAAGUCCUCGCUGAGCCUGUCAUGUCACCACUGUAAAUUGGAAGGUGGAUUGCGGCGCAAGAAGGCGUUCAGGUGUCACAGUAGUUACCUGGUCCACAUGUACUGGUGCCACUUAAGAGAACGACACCGAUGCUCCCGGUGUGGCUUGGGGUUUAGGCAUGGCUACCAGUGUUAUCUUCACUCAAAAAAACAGCACAGCUAGCCAAGGCCUUUUUUCGGAUGUCUUUCGGUUGUUGUUGUUGUUUCUAGCGUGAUAACAGGAUCCACUGUUAUCUAUAUUGUCCUGACCCUAGGUACCUGUGCGAAGCACCCAGUGAGUUUAUAUUUGUCACACUAAGAUUGUGAAGACAAAAUAUUGUCCUGAUGAAAGUAACUUGGUUAAAUGUGACUUACAAAGUUAUCUUGCAGCCCUAUUGUGGGGUCUUCAAGCAGUAUGUGUGCUGACCAUGUUUCCCGGACAAGUGUGUGGUUACCCCACAAUAAUGCAUGGUGCUUUGAACUAUAGCCAUAGUUCAAAGGUGACUCUUUAGGCUGUGCUCAUUGUGUCCUUGAAGCCAUGAACUGUAAGGUAAACAUGGGCUUUAUUUGCAGAGUAAUUGCAGACCAUAUGUGUUCAUGUAGCACUUAAAUAUUUCCUGUGAGAAUUUCAUUUUUUAACAUAUAACAUCUUGUACGGAUUAAUAUUGCCAAGCCAGCUUCGCUUGAUGUUUUGGACUCCACUGUUGAGCGUGCAGUGCCCAAGUUACCUUUAUCAGUACAUAUUCUUUGAGGACAAUUCUAGUUGCAGAGAUGUAGCAUUUACUUUCUUGUUAUUUACAUUUGAAGUCAUAUGUGACAUAAAUUUGUUUUUAUUAGCACUUCUUUAUAGGCAAGGUUACCGUAAGGUUGUGUGCAAUUUCUCUUACAAGAAACGUGCUGUGGUAGAGAAAAUACUAGGUUGUUAUUUCCAGAUGUUGCUCUCAUUCAUAGAUUUAUAGACACAAAAACGGUGAUAUGUCAUAUGUUUUCUCAGCUGUACACAAACUGCCAUUGUACCAAUUACUGAGGAUUAUCCAAACACGAAACAUUCUCGAACACCAUGCUCAUGUACAAAUUGUUAUAAUUGAGCUGGAAAGAAGGUGGGUGAGAGUGCAAUUUAUUCUUGCUAUCUAUAUGUACAGACAGGGCAUAUAUGUAUAUACACACAAAUAUGUGCAUUACACUGUUUCUAAUUGAUAUUUAAAGCCAUUUGUCAUAAUAAGCUGCCUUUUUCUGGCAUUGAAUAUCUUCAAAACUUCAUCUACCAAAAAAUGGGUAUGAAUGCGAGCUAGUUGGUACGAAUCCAUCAUUGAAAAAAAAAUGGCGUGAAAUAAAUAUGGACAAAACACAGGACAAGUGCUGUGUUCUGUGUUCCUCCCUUGUUCGUGUUUAAAUUUGGAACACAACCCGCCGUGGUUGCUCAGUGGCUAUGGUGUUGGGCUUCUGAGCACGAGGUCGCGGGAUCGAAUCCCGGCCACGGCGGCCACAUUUCGAUGGGGACGAAAUGCGAAAACAUUCAUGUACUUAGAUUUAGGUGCACGUUAAAGAACCCCAGGUGGUCUAAAUUUCCGGAGUCCUCCACUACGGCACGCCUCGUAAUCAGAAAGUGGUUUUGGCACGUAAAACCCCAUAAUUUAAUUUAAAUUUGGAACACAGUACAGUGUUUGUCCUGUGUUCUUCCCUUGUUUAUGUUUAUUUCACACUGUUUUUUCACUGAUUCAUCUACCAAGGAUAGCCCAUUGGUGACAUUCCAUUUUAUUGCUGGGAAAUCUUCUCGAUAGAACGUUUUGUCAUCAAUCAAACUUUUCAGACUUAUACAGUCAUGAAAUUCCAAGUGGCUUGGUAACGUUGUCAAAUAAAACUGAAUUGAAUUGAAAUGUGGCAGUAUAUUUCACCAUUGUAUACCAUGCGGCCUUGUGGUGCUACAAGUUUUGUUGGUUUGCAUGGUAGAAGAGGUGCAUAUUGGUGAGUUAGGAUGGACAGUUUAGUUUAUUAGUACAGUGUUUUUGUGCAUUCUGUGAUUCUGGAUGAUUGAAAUAAACCCCAUAUUGAUGAAUUACACUGUGCUGGGCAUCCUACCUCACAUUUGUGAUACAGUAAUUCAGCUGUUGCUUAAUGUUUACUCAUCCUACAGAGUUAUCUAUAUAUUAAGUUUCAUAAUGAAAACAUUUGUGUUUUAAUGCUAAGAGUUUCUACUGUUCACUCUGAGUUGUUUGAAUACCAUGGUGUCAGUUUUCAUAUGUCCAUCUUCAUGGUGCGUGAUUACGUAAUGCCUGGAGGGCAUACAAAGUCCAGGGUACAUUAAAGCUAUGUAGGUUCUAGAGUUGAAAUACUUGUCCUAGAAAAUUUGGACCAAAAUAUUUUUUUAAUGCAGCUCAAAAGCGCUUUACAUACUAUGUAGUGAGUGUAUUUUUAUUUCUUUAGACUUUGUGUAUGACAUAGGUUCUCUAAAUGCCGGUCCUGCGAUAUCUUGAUUUUGAAUUAAAGUAAUGAGCACUUUAACUUUAACCUCAAAGGAAUAACGUUGUGGAGAAAGUGAACUCUUUCUUUUAGUUGCACUCAAUGUGUGUGUCAUUCACAGUUAGAAUACCUUAUCAGUGACUAUUUGGCUUUGGCACAUACAUAUGUGAGCACUCGGUGUCUGCUCUAUAUGGGACUUUCCUGGACUCUUGCUGAACAUCUUUUUUUUUAACAAAAUUUGCUGGGACAGAAAUUGGGCCAUUCUUUUGUUGUUCAAGUUACUAAUUGAAAUUUUGCUGAGUGUUCAUUUACAGAAAACACUUUAAAUCUAUAAGAUUCAAGUUCUUACGCCUUGCUCUUUCGUCAUUGAAGUUUUAGCUUUCACCAUGCUUUUUAUCAUCAUUUUUCUUGUAUGUGUGAAUUGGAGUUCUCUUUCCUGUUAGUUCGACGACCAGAUUGCUUAGCCUUAGGCUGCUGUGCUGUUUUUACGAGCUUCCUUGGUACUGUAUUGGAACUGGCUGUUUUUUUUUAUAUAGCUUUGUUGGGGCAAACCAUGGGGCUUUCAAGUACUCUGUUGUAAACCCUGGCCAUCAUGGGAGCAAACUUGUAUGCUUCCCUAGUGCAGCAGGAAAACCAUUCAUGCAUUAGCUGUGCCAUACAAGACUGUUUUUUGCUCUACUUAAAUAUGUUCUGGGGUAUGCUUUACAUGGCAUGGACACAGUGGCCGUGGUUAUAAGCUGCAGCCCCAUGCUGUAAACUCCAUGUCACCAUUCCGCAAAGAUAUGUUUAAUGUAAUUUCAUUGCCAAACUGUUAAGCAUGCUAUUAUGCUAAAGACGUGUGUGUGUGUGCACUUGUCUGCACGUGUGUUGUGGGUGUGUUUUUAAAUGAGACUUGUAUGGGCUGCUGUGCAGUUGGGAAAACGUCUGAAUAAGGUGGCACCAGUACAUGUUGUGUUGUUAUGAUAUAAAGAGGGAUUGGUCAUUGCUUCUGAGCAGCGGAAGGGCCAACAAAAUUUGUGAGAGGCUGAAGAUGUAACCUGAUUUAUGUUGCAUAGGGAAAACUGUAAAAUGGUAUUUCAAUUUUCUGCUUUUUGCUCAAAUUUUAAGCAAAGGAUAUCAUUUUAGUAUGUUGAAUUCGUGAACCAAGAAGUGUAGGUAUGGUAUUAAGGGUUGCAAGCAUACUGGAUACAGAGCAGCCAUGAUGCAAUGAGAAUUCAUAAAAAUUCUUGUUGUAAGUUGGACAUAGAAGAUUUGUAAAAUCAUUCAUGACUAAAGAAAUAAUAAUAUAAUGAAGUACUGCUGUUUUCCUUGUGCAUCUCGUGAUACAGUUGUGUGACGCCAGUGCUGUGUCCUUUAUCUGAUUGUAACUUCAUUUAUUGAGUAGGACAUACUGUUUGAAAAUGUUGAAAACUCUGUGGCAUAUGAACAUGUAUGAAUUGACUUUGUGAGCCCUCUUCUUUUUUUUUCUUUGACCUCACAUUGACUCAGUUCAUUGUCUCACAAGUUAAAGUGACCGGUGGGCUAUAGCUCUUUUGAAGCAGCAUAUUGUACCACAUUUAUUGUGUAGCUUAUAUUUAUUUAAGCUCACUUGUCUAAUAUAAUGGAUCGUUUGAUAUUGCCAUGUAAUUUCCUAAGACAUAACAAUUUAGUUUUAUUGACCUUCAGAAAGCAGGAUUUAUGCUGUUUGCAGGUCUGAAACAGCAGAACUUUCUAAUUAAAGUUUGUCUUGUGACUGUGUCAAGUACACUUCCCUGCCUUCUCAUUUUGCUGUGAUCGUCUAAACUGCUAGACUGGCAGUCACAAAUUUUCACGAACUUGGAUGAUGUCCACAUAAAACGUUGAGCUGUGAGGAUGUUUUGGCACUUAAACUAAACAGAAGUGACAUGCACUAAGUGCACCAUUCAUUUGACCAAAGAAAAUUUGGUUUAAAGGCUUCUUUCAUUGUGCAGUUGCGCUUUGGCUACAAGCAUACAUUUUGUGCAAAAUAUGGCAGCUCUGCAUUGUUACAGGCAUAUUGCUAAUUCAGUGGUAGUCAGUUUGAUUGGAGAGUAGCAGUUUUGGGCUCAAUGUAUAGUGGUCUCAUUUGGUGGUGCUGUUUUUCAUGCAUAAUAUGAACUAUUUCUUGACCUGGCUGUGCCUGAAUUUAUUGCACACCCUGGUUUGCAGCCUUUGCUCAAGCAAAUACCAUACACAUGUACAUAAAUCUAUGUAUACGUUGGACAAAUUGCUGUGACACCUGGAUACCUAAAAACCAGAACCAUGUGGCAUCCAUCUUCCAAGAAAUUAGCCACAGUAACUCUUAUUGUGGUGUUUUGAUUAUUGCUUCAAAAUGUGCAUGCAACAAUCAUACCUGUAUGUGAAAAAGUUAUGUAGCGUCCAUAGUGUGUAGAAAGUCUCAUUUCUUGCAAUAUUAUUUGUUGUUUACUCUCAUCAGCAUAAUGCACGUGUGUACUUGGUUGUUGCAAGAUCUGUAAAGUUUUUUGUGCUGUCUGCCUUGAUUGGUUUUCAUUUUGCUGCACUGUCCUCAUUUUACUCGGCAUUGGAUUUGUGGUUGUGUAUGAUGCAUCAUACCAUUCUUUUCUCUCUCCAAAGCUGUUUCACACAUUUAAGAAGGAGUUAAAUAAAAAAAAAAUGCUUGGUUUUGUUUUUUUA
This is a messenger RNA of Dermacentor andersoni, 7710 nucleotides long. RefSeq lists its product as uncharacterized. Gene Ontology annotation, biological process: regulation of gene expression. Gene Ontology annotation, cellular component: nucleus. Lineage: Eukaryota; Metazoa; Arthropoda; Arachnida; Ixodida; Ixodidae. The record is from RefSeq and is a predicted model, not a curated record.